Molecule: messenger RNA, 7175 nt
Organism: Anopheles merus
Lineage: Eukaryota; Metazoa; Arthropoda; Insecta; Diptera; Culicidae
Gene: Fbl6
Product: F-box/LRR-repeat protein 6
Exons: 10
Coding region: 1536-3686 (716 amino acids)
Biological process (GO): SCF-dependent proteasomal ubiquitin-dependent protein catabolic process
Cellular component (GO): SCF ubiquitin ligase complex
Molecular function (GO): protein binding
Source: RefSeq, a predicted model, not a curated record
GUUGUUUUUGCAUCGAAUAAGAAGUUCAGUUCUGCCAAAGCAAAGCCUUCGCCCAAGAGCAUCAUCGGUUUCAAAUGGUGCAGCUUGUUGUCAAGAUUGAUUGCGUUACGCUUCCCCCACCGCCUGAACGCACAUUAGAAGGAAAAGAAAAAGAGAGAACGAACGCGCACGAAACGAGCGAAGCAGAGAGUGAGAGCGAGAAAGAGAGAAAGACCGCGUAAGCAAACGCGCGAUUGUUGUGUGUGCGUACGUGCGUGUGUGCAGUGCACAGCGCAAUGUUUAUAUCGUCAUCUCGCUCUGACCGCGCGCGCACGGUACGCAUGCUAGAGCGAGCCAAACAGGGUUCAAGUUUUCCCUGCACGAAGAAGUGUGCGCGUGUGUGUUGAUUGCGAGAAGAAGAAUUUUCCGCAAACAAGUGAAAGUCCCGUUUCCAUCUCGCUUUCUCGCAGCCCGGAAGCUGUUGAUUCUGGUCGAAGGACGUGCCGGAAUCCUGGUUCAUUUUUUCCCCCGGAAACACUGUUGCUGCCACGGAAAGGAAGGAGGAAGCUUCCACACACCAUGUACCGCUGGGGAAGCUGGUGGUGGGAAGGAAGUGCGUAGCAACCAAGAUGCAGGACAGAUAGUUUCGUUUUUUUUUUGCAAUGCCUACUUAAGACAAGUCAGGACAGCGAACCACAGUAACCCCCUCCCUGGCAGGGGCACAAAGGCUCCUUUUGCAAAAGAAAAACACAAACAGCGCGGAAUGCUUCUCAAGUAAGGGGUCCGUUCGUGGAAGGUGAAAAACGCUUCACAAAAAAAAAAAGGACACGACCGUACAGCGGCAGAAGUUGUUGCCUUGUUCAGCGUGCAGCAUUGAUUUUUCCGUUACAGUUUUUUGUUGUUGUUUUGUUUUAGGUGAUUUCCGUACGAAAUUUGCUUCCCCGCCUGCAAACCGAAUCCGUGUCGAGACGAAGACGUACGUACUAAAAAAAGCAGUGCCAAAAAACCCCGUACAGGAAAAUGUAGUCGUGUCCCUUCCUUUGCAUUUGUGAAUGCCUACUUUGUGAAAGAAACAAAAAGAGCGGGCGAACGAACGGGUGGCCGGGUAGUAAGACGAGUGCAAUUGCAAAAGUGCAAUAACCCAAAAGUGCACUGCAUACUGAAUACACAGGCACCGGUUGGUUAUGAAUUUUACGAGCCGGAAAGGAAGUAGAAUUGAAGUGAAACACAAAGAUGUAAUGCUGGAGGCAGCGGUAGCGAAGACGGUGAUGAUUUGCUGGUGAAGUGCGUGUAUGGUGAGCCUUUGUUUGGGUGUUAGUUUCUGUGGACGGAAGUUUCGGUUAGUUUUAUUUAAAAAAAAGUGGAUUUUAAAGUGUUAUAAGGAUAAAGGGGGGUAAUGAUGGAUUUGUUGUGUGAGAAAAGUUAAAACGUAAGGAGUACGCAACGAACGCAGAGACACCGGUGUGCGUGAGAGCCUAGUGAAACAAGAGCCCAAGAGCCCAGGCUUGCUUCGAUUUAGUCCGCGUUGUGCAUUGUACAUUGGAACGAGCUCCGCCAUGGAAACGCUGGCAGAAACGAGCCUUCCGUCGGGGCUGCGGCGCGCGGAACCGUCCUCGCUGAUACCGACCUCGCCCGAGGGUGAACAGUCGCCCCAGAACAGCGGUUCGAUGCUGGCCAACAUCAUCGGCACCAGCCCGGGCGGUAGCAGCGGUCCGCACCACCACCACCAUCUGCUCGAAGAUCACUCCCAGUCGUCCCAGGAGGAUGGCAGCGGCAGUGUGCUCAGUCCCGGGCCGCUCGCCGAACCGGAAGAGACGAUCGAGAAUAUCGAAAAGGAGCUGAGCGAAUCGUGCGCCGAUACCGACUCACAGCCGGCGCUGGAAGCGGGCCACGGGAAGCGCAGUGCCGGGCAGGGCGCUGCCUCCACGUCGGCGGCGGCGGUGGCAACGGCAGCUGGUGGGAAGGAACAGUCGACCGGUCAGGCGCCGUCCGUGUCGAACGGUGCCAGCUUACCGAGGGUGGCCCCGAGUGGUGGCAAGCCGAAGGCGAUGCGUGACUUCGACCGGAAGAUGAACAAAUCGCGGGGGCGACCGAAACGCAAAGCAAUGGUGGCCAUGUAUCAAAGUCAGAUAAGUGAAAACAAAAUCGGAAUUAAGCUGUGUAUAAAGAAAGCAUCUGAUGCGACAGUACAACCAAAGAAACCGAUCCGCAAGCGUGCCCGUAAACCCAGGAGCCUUAACGAGGAUAGCUCGGACGAGACGUCGCCGGAGAAGCGCAACCGGCGGACCGAGAAGCCGAGGCCGAAGAAAACGAACAACAACACCGAGAAGCGGAGCGCGGAGGAAGCGUACACACCGCCCAAGGAUCAGAGCGUCUGGGCGAACGGGCUGCCCGAGUCGGUGCUGUAUACGAUUUUCAAAAACGCCGUCCAGGAGGAGGGCUGCCUACCGACGCUGAUCCGCCUGUCGGAGGUGUGCACGGCCUGGUACAAGGUGUCGCAGCAGUGCUCCCUGUGGCGCACCGUCGAUCUUGGCACGUGGGGCAGGGAUCGGUUUAAGACGGAACCGCGGCUCAAGUGGCUGAUCGAGAACCGGCUCCAGCAUGCGACCGAAGUCGGGCUGGCAAACUGGAAGGUGACGAACGUGCAGUGCGUGCUGGACAAGCUGCUGGAGGCGGCGCCCGGGCUGACCACCAUUUCGCUCGCCGGCUGGAAGGCGCUCUCCACCGACCAUCUGAUGUUUUUGGUGCAAAACUUUAAAAGCCUCCGCAAUCUCGACCUCAGCUCCGUCAAUGCUGAAGUGAACGCCAACAAGACGGCCGUCGGUCAGACGUCCCUGUGCAAUGCCAUCAAGGAAAUGGGCAGCCGGCUUACCCACCUGCAUCUGGCCCACAAUCGGCUCAGCGGCAUACCACAAAUCGUGAAAGCCCUCGCGACGCACUGUCCGAAUCUGCUACUGCUGGAUCUGUCCAACGUCAACACGGUGGCCAUGUCGCACGGCAUACUGCACAUCGAGCAGCUGCAGCACGGCUGCCAGAAGCUGAAGGUGCUCCGGAUAACCAACUCGCACAUCAACCUCAGCACGGCCUCGCUGCAGGAGCAGAUGGAAUCGCCCGGCUUUCCCGAGCUGGAGGAGCUGUCCGUGGCGUCGCUCGCGGACGAGGCGCGCCUCUUUAACGACGAGUUUCUGCAGCGCAUUCUGAAAACCAGUACAAAGCUAACGCUGCUAGACGUGCGCGGUUGCGCGCGCCUAACGCACGACAGCCUGAUCCGGCUGCCGACCUGGGACUUGAAGCAUCUCUUCCUGUCCGGCUGCUCGAUUAACCGCGACAUGGGUGCCGGGCUGGAGCUGAUCGCGUCGAAAUGGGCGCACAGCUUGAUCGAGUUCGAUCUGGCGUGGGCAAGCGCUACCAAACCGCUGGACGAUGCGCUGAAAGCACUCGCGGACAAGGGUUCUGAAUCGCCAUUGAAGUACCUCAAUCUAUGUGGAUCGUCGGUUUCGUUAGAGGCAGUGAAGGAGGUGCUCGCCAACUGUCCGCACAUUAACGCCAUCAAUCUCGCCUCGUGCCGGGGGCUGCCGCGGGGCGUCAAGCGAUUGCUGCAGGGCGCACAGGAGAUUGCCGAGCUGCGGGAAAACUUGGGCGUUACGCUCAAGUGUGCCCCCGGGGCGCAAUCGGCACUCGCCCCCUCCUCUCCCACAGACACCUAAGCGUCCUUUUUUCCCCUGCUCCUCGUUUGUGCGAUCUGCUUACCGGCACCCUGAGCGUUGGCGAAUCACCUUCCCGUGCACAUAGAAUACGUUGUAAAGUAAGUUCGAUGGUGUGUGAUAAGCAGCAGCGGGAGCAGCAGUGUGCGCGCGGCUCGGAUCAAAUUAUGGUGGCAUUAUAUCAGUGAGUGUGUGUGUAUGUGUGUCUCUGACGGAGACAGCAGUUUUGCCCGUUUUGCGGUUUUGUGCGGUGGGAGGCAACCGUUUCCCUCCCAUUGUUGGCAUUUUUGUAACAUAUUUAUAUUGAAGGUGGCUAUCAAAGCACCAUUUGUUUGUAAUUAGUUGCGCAGUGCGCAUAGAAGGCCAGGCAGCCAGGCAGCGGUGGAUAGAACGGGGUGGCUUAAUAUUUUCACUAGUUGUAGUACACUCCGCUUCACCGGUCGCACACAUCCGAUGCGUUGAAUCGAAGGUGGUGUGUACAGCGUGUACAGUGUAAGGCUUCAUCAAACCUCUAGCUAUCAAAAGACAAAACUAAAAAGCGUGUUAAACUUUGCUACCUUUUGUUCUGUAACGUAGUGCUGCGCUCGUGUGUGCGCUUCUAGUAAGUUGUAGCAAGCUAAAGGAAUUCGUGCAAUGCCCCAAACCCCUUUCGCGGCUUUUCUCCCUCAACCGCUUUACAAAUUUAAGCAGCAACAGGUGUACCUUUAUCGUUUUUUGUUUAACCAGUAGUACCUAUCCAGAGUGGCAGGCAACACACAAGCUCACAAGCUCACAAGCUAUUUGCUAUUAUGCGCUACAAAAUUUACAAACGCUCAAAACGAUCUCAAAACAUAACUAGCGACCAGCUGAUCUUAUCAACUGAUCUUAUUUACCUGUUGGAUGGAUUUUACUUUUUCUUUUAAAAAAUAUUUAGGCUUGUUGUAUUUUUACAUCAUCUGGUAGGCAAACAAAACCGAUUCUAAACAAAAAAGCUAACAUAAUAUGCAACAGGGUAACAAACAAAAAACCAGUAUAGAUUUGCAGGGACGAGAUUCGAGAAUUUGGAAACGUUUCCGUGUGCUAGAUCGGAAUCGUUUCUAUGGACGUCUCUCUCUUUCUCCCGCUUCUUCCUUUGACAAACAAAAAUGCAUUUUAUACGCGCUCGCAGCUUGUAAAUUACGUCCUUUUGCGUGGGUCCCCUUUCGCGAUCCUUCACGAAGUGAGAGUGUAGCAAUUUUGGGGUUGAUAAUUGGCAGCAAACGGCUUUUUUUGCUUUUAUUUUUAAAGCUGCGGUAUCAUUGAUCUCCACCAUGUGAAGCUUAAAUCAUUAUGGAUUUAUUUUGCUCUGCAAGGAAUCUCAACCAAGUAUUAGAAACUUUAGAAAUUUGGAAAUUUAGUGCAAUGUUUUGUUUUUAUUUAAAACAAAAAAUAUUUUAAAUUCUUUUACCGUCAUUUUUGCCGGCUUUUAAAGUACAAGAAGCGUCAUUGUGUAAAAUGUUUUAUCAAUAUUUUUAAUUUGCACUAAGCUAUACUAACUGUGUGACCCUCUUUACAAUUAAAACAUAAUUGAAAUUAUGUGUUUGAAACUUGUUUACCCUUCAUGCAAAAAGGGCUUUUUAAUGUAUGAUGCACCUCAAUAUAUUGCGUUACUUAGUUACUUUUUGUGCGCAAAAUUCAAUCAUUUUGCUCUCAUUUGUAGCAUAAAGUUAGUGUUUUUUAAAGCGUAUAAAUCAGAAUUAAACCCCUGGGUGUGAUAAUGUAUUACCUGUAACUCAACUGAACCAUUCCUGGCCAACGCGAACCUGUGCUGCUGUACCUUUCACAUCGUACCCGUGUUGUUUGCUUUUGAUUUUUGCUCUCCGACCCGCGUAACUUCUCACACACUACUUCGUGAAGGAUUCGAAUUGACCGCAAACGCAUAGAAAGGGUUUUUGUUUUGACUUUUAAGCAAACCAAUGUUGCAAUAAUGAUUUGUUUUCGGAACCAAUUAAUUAGUAACAAAUAGUGGCCGUCGGCAGCGUCCCGACUUUCUGUUACACCAUUCUGUGCGUAAAUAUCAGUUAACGAACAUAUUCACGGAAGAGAAAGGGAGAUAGACUAAAAAGAAGAAAACAGAAACAGUUUCUUUAACAUACAAGUAAUGGUAGAAGCAUAAGUAUAGUAAAACUCUGCUGUAUCGGGCCGCGUAGUGUGGUAAGAGAAUGGAUAAGUAAGGCAUAUUAAAUUGUUAUUACAAAGUGAUUGUAGUAUUCAUCUUGAAGUUAAACAGUGGGCACAAAACGGUCAAGUGAUUUUGUGUGUAUGUAUGAACGAGAGAGUAACAGAGUGAUUGUGUGUGUCUGAGAAAAAUAUAAAAAAUGAUAAGAAUAGGAAGAAAAUCUUUCAAAUAAUGGUUAAGGAUGGAUGGGAGAGUUGAAAGAGGAUUUUUUCACAAAAAUGAAGCAAAAUUCAGUUAUAAUCACUUUCCCACAAGUGCUAAGCAACAUGAACGAAGAUAGCAAUGAGAAGGGAGCGAUGAACGGGGGAAGGACAAAAGGCCGCGUGAAGGAACGGAAACUCCUUCCGCCUGAGAUUUCCCCUUUUCGUUGCGAUACAAAAAAUGACAAAAAUACGUAGAAAAACAACCAAGAGAGAGAGUGUAGAGAGUGUAGCUAAAGGAGACAAAAAAAAACAACAAAUGAAUAUCCUCAUCCCAGUUUUGAAUCAUCAUCAUCCCCCAUCCCCACACACCACCCACACACUCUCCGACGCGGGGUCAACGUUUACAAAGAGAAACCAGGUUCGCACACCGCCGUCGUUAACGUUGUAAUUUAUUUUGUUGGCUGCAGCUAGGCAGCAUUAUUGUAGCAGUGUAAGGUAUUUGAAAUAGUAAGUGCUAAAAAGCUAAGCGAAGUGAAAACAGUAAGCAACAAACAAACUAACACACAAAACAAAACAGAAAAGAAACGAACGAAAAGGAUCAUUGGAGGAUUUCUUUGUUAGCAAUGUGUGUUUGCUGCUGUUGAGAGGAGUGAAAACGAAACAAACCAGAAAAAAAGGAAGAGCAAAUGGAAUGAAAACAGAAAAGUGUGGUGGAAAUACAAAAACAAGAAACACAGACAUACAUGGCACAAGUGCUGAAAGAAGCAAUUUAAACACGUUUUAGUUGACAAAAUGAAACACACACACACACUGGAGCAAAUAUUAAAACAAAGGAAGGUAGAAAUAGAAGAAAAAACAAACUAUUUUAUAAAUCAUUUCCUUCCGGUAAUGGUAACAAGCAAACAAACAAACAAAUCCCACUUACAAAGUGUGCGUGUGUGUGUGCGUGUGGAAAGUUGUCUAAUUAGUAGGAAGAAAGUGCAAACGCAGCCCAGCAGGGAAGGUAAAUUGCGAGAAAAUUAUUAUUAUUAUUAUUAUUACUAUUCUUAAUAAGAUUAUUAUUAUCGCUAUGAUAAUUAUUAGCAUAGUUUCGUUUUAGACUUAUUGGAAAAAAAUAUAUUAUUGAAUAAAUGUGUUUUAUACAAAGUGAAA